CUCGGCUGCCACUUCCCGUUCUGAAGCGAAUGUCACCACCAGGCGCCCCCCACCACGUGACGUGACGGCACGUGACUUGUGGGAGACCAGGGAGGAGGAUGGAAAGGCUGGAGCGAAAGAGGCAGAGAGAGAGAGACUAAAAGAGCUUUUAUGCUCAAGAACAUGGAGUCGCCAUUGAUCAGCAACUCGGGCAACUCAGGGACAAACGAAAUGCAUCCUCCAUAUACUAAAUUCUCAGAAUGGAAGUUUAAGCUGUUCAGGGUGAAGUCUCUGGAGAGGACGUCCUCACAAGAACAGAGUGACGACAGCGGGGUGUCAUGUACCAGCCCUCAGGAGAGAUCCCCGUACUUCAGUGUGAGUUCAGAAGACCUCAGCCAAGAGACCUCAGUGAUAUCACCUACAAACAGCAAAGAUCCAGAGGCCAUUGUCCCAGACAACAAUGAGGCUGAAGCGAAGAGACUGGAAGAAGAGGCCCACACCGCCAUUUUGCAACACUUAUGCCGCAUUUGUGGGGUCUCUUUUAAAAUGGAUCAACAGAACAGAAGUUACCCUGUUCAUGGACCAGUGGACAAUGAGACUCAAGAUGUCCUAAGACGGAAAGAGAAGAAAGCCACCUCCUGGCCUGAACUCAUCUCCAAGGUCUUUAAGAUAGACGUGAGGGGCGAUCUGGACUCUAUUCACCCAACCCUUUUUUGCCACAAUUGCUGGAGCAUCAUGCAUCAGAAAUUCAGCAACUCCUUCAGCGAGGUUUAUUUCCCACGUAACAAUGCCGUGGAGUGGAAGCCUCACUGUUCCUCAUGUGACGUCUGCAGUUCCUCCAAAACCUGGGGUAAGAGAAAGGGAGCAAGCCACCAAAAUUCUCUUAUCAAAAAGAGAAAGCUCAGUGUGGAACAUGGAAAAAAGAACAAAAAUGGAAACAUUUCACCUCUCUGGAAGAAGACUAGGACCCUGAAUCAAAUCAAAAACAAAUGUAAAGAUAUCCACCUCGACUCCACUUUGCUGAUUGUUGACUAUCCGUCUGAUUUUACCAAGUCAGUCACCUGCCAGAUAUGCGAACACAUACUGUCUGAUCCGGUGCAAACAUCAUGCAAACAUUUGUUCUGCAGGAUUUGCAUCCUCAAAUACUUCAAGAUCAUGGGUUGCUACUGCCCAUCUUGCAGACACACUUGCUUUCCAACAGACCUUACAACCCCCGUGAAGUCCUAUCUCAACAUAUUAAACUCCUUGGUCUUGAAGUGCACGGUGACCGGAUGUGAUGAGGAAAUCCUGCUUGGAAAAUACUCCCAACAUAUUUCCAAACAUAAAGAGAUCAAAGGUAAAGAAGCCUAUGCCCAUAUCAAUAAAGGGGGAAGACCCAGGCUACAUCUACUGUCAUUGACAAGAAGAGCCCAAAAACACCGUCUUAGAGAGCUCAAGAUGCUAGUGAAGACUUUCGCUGAUAAGGAGGAAGGAGGUGACGUUAAGUCAGUUUGCCUGACUCUCUUUCUCCUGGCCUUAAGAGCAAGGAAUGAACACCGCCAGGCUGAUGAAUUAGAGGCCAUCAUGGAAGGUAGAGGAGCAGGACUGCACCCGGCUGUCUGUCUUGCCAUACGAGUAAACACUUUUCUGAGCUGUAGCCAGUACCAUAAAAUGUACAGAACAGUCAAAGCCACAACUGGACGCCAGAUUUUCCAACCUUUGCAUGCAUUGAGAAAUGCAGAGAAAGCCCUUCUACCUGGAUAUCAUCCUUUCGAAUGGAAACCACCAUUAAAAAACGUGUCCACCAGUACAGAUGUUGGCAUCAUGGACGGUCUAUCGGGACUGAAUCGCUCAGUUGAUGAAUAUCCUGUUGAUGCUAUUGCCAAAAGGUUUAGAUAUGACGUUGCUCUGGUUUCCACUUUGAAAGACAUGGAAGAAGAUAUUCUUGAAGGCUUGAAAUCCAAAGACUUAGAGGAAUACCUGUCUGGUCCAUUUACUGUGGUGCUGAAAGAAUCGUGUGAUGGAAUGGGAGAUGUAAGUGAGAAGCAUGGCUGUGGACCUGCGGUGCCAGAAAAGGCCGUCCGCUUCUCCUUCACCAUCAUGAACAUAAGCGUUCCCAACAGCAAUAACGUCUCUGUUCGAAUUUUCGAAGAGACCAAACCCAAUUCUGAACUUUGCUGCAAACCUGUGUGUUUAAUGCUGGCUGAUGAAUCAGACCAUGAAACUUUGACUGCCAUCUUGGGCCCUCUGAUAGCCGAAAGAGAGUCAAUGAAAUCCAGUGAGCUCCUGCUAGAAAUUGGUGGAAUAUGUAGAAGCUUUAAAUUUGUUUUUCGGGGUACAGGGUAUGAUGAAAAGUUAGUGCGUGAGGUAGAAGGUCUCGAAGCCUCAGGUUCUGUCUACAUUUGUACUCUUUGUGAUGCCACUCGUCUUGAAGCUUCUCAGAACUUGGUGUUCCAUUCCAUAACCAGAAGCCACAAUGAGAACUUGCAACGUUACGAAACAUGGAGAUCCAAUCCCCACCAUGAAUCUGUCGAUGAGCUUCGGGAUAGAGUUAAGGGAGUCUCUGCAAAGCCAUUUAUUGAGACCCUUCCAUCUAUCGACGCUUUGCACUGUGACAUUGGAAACGCUGCAGAGUUUUUCCGAAUUUUCCAGCUAGAAAUAGGAGAAGUCUACAAAAAUGGUAAAGCUCCUGUAGAAGAACGAAAGAAAUGGCAAGCAACGCUUGACAAACACCUUAGAAAGAAGAUGAACUUAAAGCCUAUUAUGAGAAUGAAUGGAAACUUUGCCCGAAAACUCAUGAGCAAGGAAACGGUUGAAGCUGUUUGUGACCUGAUACCUUCUGAGGAGAGGCAAGCGGCCCUCAGAGAACUAAUGGACUUAUAUCUCAAAAUGAAACCAGUGUGGCGUUCUUCAUGCCCAGCUAAAGAGUGCCCAGAGUUGCUCUGCCAGUACAGCUACCACUCUCAGAGAUUUGCAGAGCUCUUGUCCACCAAGUUCAAGUAUAGAUAUGAGGGCAAGAUCACCAACUACUUCCACAAAACCCUCGCCCAUGUCCCAGAAAUCAUUGAACGUGAUGGUUCUAUAGGAGCUUGGGCAAGUGAAGGCAACGAGUCCGGUAACAAACUAUUCAGGCGUUUCCGAAAAAUGAAUGCCAGACAGUCCAAAACCUAUGAAAUGGAAGAUGUCUUGAAACAUCAUUGGCUUUACACAUCUAAAUUUCUUCAGAAAUUUAUGAACGCCCAUAUUACCCUUAAGAACCAAGGUUUUACUGUAGAUAUAGAACCAGAUCAAGAACCAGAUGAAGCAUUAGAAGGUCCAGUAGAUUCUAUAGACUUAAUGGAAUUCUGAGUUCACAUCUUAGAAUGAUACAAAUGUUCUAGAAAGUUCUGCUAUAGUUUUCCUCCAUGGAGGUCAACUUCAUGUCCAAAGGCUAAGUUAAGGAGACACUCAAGCUCCAUGUAGCCAGGACCAAGGUGUAAGGAACUUGUUCUGCA
Hyla sarda is the source of this 3452-nucleotide messenger RNA. It is a transcript of the gene RAG1, whose product is annotated as recombination activating 1. The transcript has 3 exons. Gene Ontology annotation, molecular function: sequence-specific DNA binding; ubiquitin protein ligase activity; double-stranded DNA endonuclease activity. The coding region runs from base 151 to 3306 and encodes 1051 amino acids. Gene Ontology annotation, cellular component: DNA recombinase complex; endodeoxyribonuclease complex; nucleus. Gene Ontology annotation, biological process: V(D)J recombination; adaptive immune response; pre-B cell allelic exclusion. NCBI's taxonomy places the organism in Eukaryota, Metazoa, Chordata, Amphibia, Anura, Hylidae. The record is from RefSeq and is a predicted model, not a curated record.